AUGAAUGGUUUUGAUAAUGACUUGAACUGCGGACGCAAUCUAUUGAAUGCCCAGAAGUUUAUUAUUGGAGGCAAUGAUGUGAAGGAUAAUGAGUUCCCAUUCAUGGCAUCCAUUCAGAGACCUAAAGACGAUGUCAACCAUAAGUCCCCGCAAUUUAAGCACAAUUGCGGUGCGACUGUACUUAAUAAGCGUUGGAUAUUGACAGCCGCCCACUGUCUCUAUAAUCGGUACACUUCUUACUACCUGUCCCUUCAGUUUCUUCCAUUACUUGUCAAUCUUCCCACUAAUAAGUUGCGAGUAGUGUUGGGAACUAUAGAUUUGGAGAAAACCAAGUUUUCAUGUAAAGUGGAAAAGUAUGUCAUUAAUGGUUGUUAUGACAGCGACUAUAGUGUCCACGACAUCGCACUCAUGAGGACCACUCAGGAUAUAAUACCAGUUCUCGAGAAUCACUCGGGUGUGGGAACAGUAUGUUUGCCCAAACAGGACAGUGAGUCCACAGAGACAGAGGUUUAUCAGUUGGGUUGGGGUAUAAACGAGACGUACGGCUCCAGUGUCUCAGAGAUACUACAAAAGGGAAAGACUUUUCUCCAUUCAGAGCAGUACUGUCUUUAUGCCGACCAAUACGUCAACAUCGGUCUGACCGGCGGUUGGGAACCCCUGGGCUUUAAACUCUGUGCCCGUAAUCCUCACACCAGUGCCUGUAAUGGCGAUUCCGGAGGUCCUCUGUUUCAGAUAAUAGAUGGCCGGGCCGUUCAGAUCGGGAUUACAUCUCAUGGCACCGGUAAUUAUAUAACCGAUACUCUGGGCUACCGGUGCUUCAAGAAUGAGGCCGUACUAUACACUCGAGUCAUCAAAUAUAUCGAUUGGAUUGACUCUGCGAUCAAAGAAUACUGGAAUUCAACGCAAACUACUAUUUAUACGAAAUGUAUAAAUUGUAAUCAAUUUGUGGCAAAUAGUAAUAGACGCGAGAAUAUUCUGGUAGCAAUCCAAGAUAUGAGUCAAUCAAAAACAUCUGCACCACCACCUAAUGUACCCACAGCUCAAUCACAGGCACCGGCAGUCCAACCAAAUGCACCGGCAAAGCAAACAAUGACCCCAACCUUAACCCCAUUACCCGUGCCCUCGACUGUCCAACAUGUGGUGACAUCGAGUCCGCUGCCAGUCAUAGCUCACUGUCCACACUGUGGGUGCGAUUGCCUAACACUGACGGAACCCAUAAGCGGCCGAUUGAACAGACUGUCCACAAUUAUAUGUGGUGUCCUUACCUGUUGCUGUUGCUGUUGCUGUCUGGCAGCCGUACCACACCUUAUCAUCGAGACCUACGAUGUGGGACACAAAUGUCGAAACUGUGGAAACCUUUUGGGAAUUUUCAUAAAAUAA
Oppiella nova is the source of this 1380-nucleotide messenger RNA. NCBI's taxonomy places the organism in Eukaryota, Metazoa, Arthropoda, Arachnida, Sarcoptiformes, Oppiidae. The record is from the annotation of a GenBank genome assembly.